Sycon ciliatum is the source of this 2595-nucleotide messenger RNA. RefSeq names its product tRNA wybutosine-synthesizing protein 4-like. Lineage: Eukaryota; Metazoa; Porifera; Calcarea; Leucosolenida; Sycettidae. Gene Ontology annotation, biological process: tRNA methylation; wybutosine biosynthetic process. Gene Ontology annotation, molecular function: tRNA methyltransferase activity; protein binding. The coding region runs from base 87 to 2378 and encodes 763 amino acids. The transcript is spliced from 19 exons. The record is from RefSeq and is a predicted model, not a curated record.
AUUGCACAUACUAGUAGUAGAUAGACUCUGCAUUGCUGCCGAAGCGAACUCAUGGGAGUAGACUGCCGAGGCGCAGGUUGGUCAAGAUGAAAACCAGAAAGUCUCGACAUGAAACCGCGGUCCAAGGUACGAAUGACAGUAGUAUUGUGAGCAAACUGUCCAUGGUUGCACGGGGCUAUUUCGAUGAUCCGUAUUUACGUGAAGUUGUCCGACAGCCAUGUCGCCGAGCACCACUGAUAAACCGGGGUUACUAUAUCCGCUCGCUUGUCAUUGACAACCUCUACAAGACCUUUCUGGACCAGUUUUCGGGACAGUUGUGCCAGAUUGUGUGUCUAGGUGCUGGAUACGACACAGCUUUCUACCGACUGUUUUCAGCUGGUCUGUUGUCUCACUGUCACUACUUUGAGGUUGACUUUGAUCGUGUGCUCCUCCACAAGCAGCAGUUGAUAGAUGCGAGCCCGCUUUUAUCUGGCUGUGCUUCUGAAAUUGGCAAGUCACCUAAUUGCCUACAUAAAUUGGUGCCAUGUGAUCUCAAGUCUCCAGACCAGUUGACAGGCUUGCUGGACAAGGCUGGUAUUGAUUGGACAAUGCCCACUCUUCUGGUGUCUGAAUGUGUCCUAACCUACCUCACUCCGGCACAUUCAGCAAAGGUGAUCCAAUGGGCUGGCACUCAUUUCUCCAAUGCAAUCAUAGCUGUUUAUGAGCAGACACAUCCAACUGAUCCAUUUGGUCAAAUAAUGUUGCAGCACUUUCGCAAGAUUGGAUCACCUAUCGAGGUGGCGUGCUCUACGCCUGGUCUUCAUGUGCAGAGGCUCUUGGAUCACUCCUGGUCUCAAGGAUGUUGCCACACCGCUCUUGAAUGCUUUCAUUCCCUUGUCGAUGAGAAGGAUCUGCAGCGAAUAUCAUCUCUGGAGUCGUUUGAUGAAUUCGAGGAAUGGCACCUUAAGGCUCAGCAUUAUGUCCUAGCAUGUGGUGCGAAAGGCUUGUGUGCGAACAUGCCAUGUCUGGUGAAGGACUGCACACGUCAUCAAUGUGUAGAUGCUGCUUCAGCUCCUAGUGAUGCAGCAAAUGAUAGACCUGCUGUGCAGUGUAUUCCAAUAGUUUCGACCGGCAGCUGUUCAAGCCAGGCAGUCACAUGUGUUGAGCGGUUUGGGCAUUCUAGUGUUCUGCUUGGUAGCGGAGACCGCGAUGAUGACAGUGCCCUUGUUCUUCUUGGUGGCUUUGGAGCUAUUGAGACGAAGCACCAUCAGAGGAUACAGACUGUGGAUGUAUUGAAACUGCAUACGGCAGGCUGUGACUCAGGAUCACCCGUAUCAACACAAGGAAGACUUGUUGAUCUUGUGGGCACAAUGCCAGAGAAUGUCAUGUUUGCCAAGUCUGUUGGCCUUUCAUCAUCGGAGGUUUUAGUCUUUGACGGCAGAAGUUCACCGAUGAAAUGCAGUGCAGGUGUGCAUCGUCUUCUGAUUUCGUCAUCACCUGCACCAUCACCUGCAGCGGCAACAGAAACAGCAGCUGUAACUAAGUGCAAUGGUAAACACUGUACUGCGGAAGAUACCAGCUCGGUGGCUUCUCGUGGCCAAGAUCCCAAUGCAGAAAGUCAGUCAGCUAGUGGCGAGUCAGCUGCCACUGCGGCGCCCGUGCCACAGACAGCAUCUACACGGGAAGCUGAUCGUGUGCAACGACUUCAUGUUACCUGCUCGCCAGUACCGUGCUCUGGGGAAGCACCAUGCCCAAGGUGGCGACAUACAGUCACCAUGUCUCCUGUGGAAGGUAAGCCCCGCGCUGUAGUGUUUGGUGGCCGGACGCCAGCAGCUCUGUGCACUGCGGACAUCCAUGCACUGGAUGUUACAAAUGCUACCUGGACAAAGCUGGAAACUUUGCCUGGACAUUCGCCUGUGCCUCGCCAUUCACAUUCAGCUACAUCAUGGAAGGAUGAGAUGAUAGUUAUUAGCGGUGGUUUGGAUGCGUCAGAAACUCUUUGUUGUGACAGCUGUUGGCUGCUGGAUGCCUCCACUUCUAGCGGCACUGGAGUUCGAUGGACAGAAUUAUGUUUUGAUCCACCACUACCUGGCAGAUAUUCCCACAGCUCUCAUGUGGUAGACAACAUGUUAGUUCUAGUUGGUGGUGUCUCCGCAGCAUCAUCACAACCGUCCAUUAUCCUUGCCAACCUCUGCAGCAGGACAUGGCAGCUACUAGACCUCCAGGUACCUACAAGAGAACCUCUACUACUCCACAAUCACUCGUCUCAUCUAAUCCGACAUUUAUCUAGUGACAGCCACCCUACCCUUGUUCUUGUCGGCGGUGGGGGCAAUUGUUUUUCUUUCGGAACCCACUUUAACUCCGAACUAUACUGUGUAGCGUUGCCAAUGCUUCAAUGAUGAGCAUUGUUGUUAGAUUGAUCACACCCACGUGUUUUGGAUUAUAUCUCUACUUGAAGUAUGUUUAUUUAUUCCCCCGCUUCUGCUUUUCAAAGCCUUUAGAGCAAGAUUUUAAUGUGCAGGCAUCAAGCACACAGUGCAUUUUGUAUAUUUUUCAUGCUGUGCUGUAAAGCAAAUGGCAUCUGAAAACUUGUGAAAAAUCCUAAUACCAACCGAA